GUAAAACUGAAGAGUUGUUCUAACACUAGUCCUUAACUACAUGUCACAUGUUUAAAGAUCAGGGCUGAUGUUUUAUCAGAGCGGUCGACCUGCAACCUCAUCUCUCUUCUUCCUGUUAAUCAACACAAAAUCUGGUACUGAUGCUGUAACUAUAGUAACUGGAUACAGAGGAAGAUCAGUUCAGAUUAAAUGUCCCUAUAAAUCUGGAUAUGAAGAUUACAACAAGUAUCUCUGCAGAGGUGAAUGUUCAAUCCCUGGUUUUAAAGACAUUCCUGUUGAAUCUGGAUCUCCUGCUAAAGACCCCAGAUUUUCUCUGUAUGAUAACAAAACAGCCCGAGUCUUCACCGUCACCAUCACUGGUCUGAGACCUGAGGAUAAAAACACUUACUGGUGUGCGAUAGAGCGGACAUUGGCUGAUAUUUACACAGAGUUUCUCCUGCAGGUUAAAACAGUUGAUCCCACCAUCAGUUCUGUCUCACACACCACACACUUCACUCCAACCCAUGGGGACACGACACAUUCAGUAACAGAUAAGUUACUAACUUAUACUACCCACAAAACCACCAUCACUCCCCCAUCUCAGGGAUUCACAACUAUACCCCUAGUCACGACUGUCGUGCCUGUUGCUCUAGUGCUGCUUCUCUUUGGCCUUUUAUCAGCUGGAGUGAUAUGGUGGGAAAAAAAGACCCAAGGCUCUGGAACAGUGACACAAUCUUCCAGACAGACAAAUGAAGAUUAUGCAAAUGAUCAAAAUUUACAUCCUGUUCAAGCAAGAGUAAAAGUCAGUUUGCCUGAAUCUGACUACAAGGGUUUAAACCCAACCACCAGCCAAUCAGCUUCAGUCUACCAGACUCUGUCAAGAACUAAUAACCAAUCAGAUUCAGUCUACCAGACUCUGUCAAGUACUAAUAAUCAAUCAGAUUCAGUGUACCAGACUCUGUCAAGUACUAAUAACCAAUCAGAUUCAGUGUACCAGACUCUGUCAAGUACUAAUAACCAAUCAGAUUCAGUUUACCAGACUCUGUCAAAUACUAAUAACCAAUCAGAUUCAGUCUACAAGAGUUGCUCCCAUAUCAAUAAACAUUAAGAUUCUGCAUACUUCUGUUCGCCUACCAAGUGGACUGGUUUGAGUUUGUGUUUCUUUUUCUUGUGAAUUUACUCUUUUGUGCCUCAGAUCU
Molecule: messenger RNA, 1178 nt
Organism: Tachysurus fulvidraco (yellow catfish)
Lineage: Eukaryota; Metazoa; Chordata; Actinopteri; Siluriformes; Bagridae
Product: CMRF35-like molecule 3
Exons: 7
Coding region: 68-1087 (339 amino acids)
Source: RefSeq, a predicted model, not a curated record